Molecule: messenger RNA, 1473 nt
Organism: Postia placenta MAD-698-R-SB12
Lineage: Eukaryota; Fungi; Basidiomycota; Agaricomycetes; Polyporales; Adustoporiaceae
Exons: 3
Coding region: 1-1473 (490 amino acids)
Molecular function (GO): protein binding
Source: RefSeq, a predicted model, not a curated record
AUGAAACGCGCGCAAGCCGACGAAGGAUCUGCAUCGGAAUCCUCCAAACACACCCUGGUUCCUACAUGCUUGCCGCGAUCCCUCCUGGACGAGCUGGCCUCCGAACCGCUGUUUCACAUCGAUUACUCAAUCAUCUACAACACUGAAUGGUCGUAUUCACGCGGGGAGUCGCUUACAGGCGAUCCAAAUCAUGCCUUUGCCGAGUACUCCGCUGUCAUUCUCAAUCGACUUCCCUCUGAUUGCAUCCGUCGCCGCCGCAUGGGGAAAAGGGCCGCCACCCUCAAAGACUGCACAUCGCUACACCUUGCUGCAAUGCGUGGAGACGUAGCACUUGCAUACGAGUGUAUUCGUUUUGGCGUCGAUGUCAAUCGUCGCGACUGUGAUGGUGCGACACCAUUGCUUCGUGCAAUGGAGCUGAUCAGUGCACCGCGCUCCUUUCAAGCCCCUGCUUGCAAACACACACAGUGCAUAGCCAGGGCACGAGAGAGGGUCAGCUUGGGGAUACCUCGUGGGAAGCGGAUCGCGAGCAUCCUAAUAGAACAUGGUGCGGACGCAAUGCUAGCAGACAAUAAAAACGUCACUCCUUUCGACCACGCUUGGGUUAUGCGCGACUGGGACCUCAUCGAGAACCUCCUGCGCUCCUGCCCACUCCUCGCCGACUACCCUACACCGAAGGGUAGUCCGGAGGACAUCCGCUGGCUUGCGUUCCUCGGCCGCAGAGCCAAGCAUGGACCGCCCCCGCCACCUCGUCGUUGCCCAUGUUGGUCUGGACGACUACUCUCAGAAUGCCACCAAGGCGCAAAGAAGCUUUAUCCCGCUGAAUGUGCAUGUCCAUGCGGGUUACCUAAACGAUACCGCGACUGUUGCAGUCAACGAGACUGGGACUUCUUUGAAACAUGGGACCCGCAGCGCAAGCGCAUUGUGAUAACUGGUCAGACGCGGCAACAUAAUCUCGUAGAAGUAAUACAGGAACACGUUGACGUGCAGAAGGUCGCAGAUGCCGACGACAAGAAGAUUGUGCCCUCCAACCGCGCAGAUGCCGACGACAAGAAGAUCGUGCCCUCCAACCGCGCAGAUGAAGACCAAGUUCGGUCUUUCAACCGCUUUACUAUCUCUUUGGUACUUUCCCGAGGUCUAGAUCCCGCAUACGCAUGGGCAAGUCUGCAUAGAGCCGUCAGAAGCUUCAUGAUGCCGCAGGACCAGCAGACCGAUAAAAAGGAUCGCGAAAAGAGGCAGCAUGCAUGGAACGCUGCUGUAGAUGAAUACAUCAAAAUCGUCGAAGACGGACGUUCACCGACUGACAUUGAACACAAAGCUAAAGUAGCCCUUGAUGGUAGACCGCUCUUCAAGCGUUGCGAGGCGAAGGGCUGUGCCACGCCUAACGGGGCCGGGUGUCAGUUGAAGUGUUGCGGCCGGUGCCAACGACAGACAAUGCCAGCGGAACGAUUGGAACAGACACAAGAAAGCUUGUGA